AGCCAGUUUUUAGGUUGGCUUGCGCAGAAAAGUGAAAAGAGAAUGCUCUACUUGAACCGAUGUCAGCAUCUGAAACAAAUAACUCAGAAAUGCUUUUCUAGUACACAUGUGAAAACGGAUAAACAUGCACAGCUAUUUCUUUCAAGAACCUUUGCACUUGCAGAAUUAAGGAAGUCAUGGCACUCAAUCUACUCUCUUGUUGGAGACAAAAAUAUUAUCCUGAUGGGACCACCCGGUGCUGGGAAAACAACAGUAGGCAGAAUAAUAGGUCAGAAACUAGGUUGUUGUGUCAUAGAUGUGGAUGAUGAUAUCCUUGAAAAAACCUGGAAUAUGAGUGUGUCUGAAAAAUUGCAGGAUGUUGGUAAUGAGCAAUUUUUAGAAGAGGAAGGAAAAGCUGUGUUAAACUUCUCUGCAUCUGGAAGUGUGAUUUCCCUUACUGGGUCCAAUCCAAUGCAUGAUGCUAGCAUGCGGCAUCUGAAGAAAAAUGGAAUAAUUGUUUAUCUGGAUGUACCUCCAAUAGAUAUAGUUAGUCGUCUAAAAUUAAUGAAAAUAGAUAGGAUUGUAGGUCAGAAUUCUGAAACAUCUAUGAAAGACUUACUUAAGUUUAGAAGACAGUAUUAUAAGAAGUGGUACGAUACUCGUGUUUUAUGUGAAAAUGGGGCUUCCCCGGAGGAGGUAGCUGACAAAGUGCUGAAUGCAGUUAAAAGAUACCAAGAUGUGGACUCCGAAACAUUCAUUUCCACAAGACACAUUUUGCCUAAAGACUGUGAACAGAAGGUCCCAACAAAAUUCUUCAGUGAAGCUGUGACUGAGGGGUUAGCUCCUGAUGGUGGACUUUUUGUUCCUGAGAAGGAGUUUCCAAAAUUAAACUUUGGGGAGUGGAAAAGCCUCGUAGGAGCAACGUACAUAGAAAGAGCACAAAUACUCUUGGAAAAAUGUAUACAUCCUGCUGACAUACCUGCUUCCAGGUUGGGAGAACUGAUUGAAACUGCUUAUGGGGAAAACUUUGCCUGCUCAAAAAUUGCCCCUGUCAGGCACCUGUCAGGCAACCAGUUCAUCCUGGAGUUGUUCCAUGGACCAACGGGAUCAUUUAAAGAUUUGUCUUUACAGCUCAUGCCCCAUCUUUUUGCACACUGUAUUCCACCAAGUUGUAAUUACAUGAUACUUGUAGCCACCUCAGGAGACACCGGGAGUGCAGUCUUAAAUGGUUUUAGUCGUCUUAGUAAGGAUGACAAGCAAAGAAUAGCUGUGGCCACAUUUUUUCCUGAGGAUGGAGUAAGUGAUUUUCAAAAAGCACAAAUAAUUGGCUGUCAGAACGAAAAUGGAUGGGCAGUAGGUGUCAAGUCAGAUUUUGAUUUUUGCCAGACAUCUAUAAAAAGGAUUUUUCAAGAUUCUGAUUUUACUGGCUUUCUUACUGUGGAAUAUGGAACAGUGUUAAGUUCAGCUAAUUCCAUAAACUGGGGCCGACUGCUUCCCCAAGUAGUUUAUCAUGCUUCUGCAUACCUUGAUCUCGUUAGCCAAGGAUUUAUUUCUUUUGGAAGCCCAGUCGAUGUGUGUAUUCCCACAGGAAACUUUGGUAACAUUUUAGCAGCAGUGUAUGCCAAAACCAUGGGAAUCCCUAUUCGAAAAUUUAUUUGUGCUUCUAAUCAGAACCAUGUUUUGACUGAUUUUAUAAAAACAGGACAUUAUGAUCUAAGGGAAAGAAAAUUAGCACAAACCUUUUCACCAGCAAUUGAUAUUCUCAAAUCUUCAAACCUGGAGCGACAUUUACACUUGAUGGCUAAUAAAGAUGGACAAUUAAUGACAAGAUUAUUUAAUCAAUUAGAAGAGCAGCAUCACUUCCAGAUAGAAAAGAUUCUAGUUGAGAAAAUUCAGCAGGAUUUUGUAGCUGACUGGUGCUCUGAGGGAGAGUGCCUAGCAGCUAUUCACUCUACCUACAAUACUUCCGGGUAUAUUUUGGAUCCACACACUGCUGUUGCAAAAGUAGUUGCAGACAGAAUGCAAGAUAAAACCUGCCCAGUGAUCGUCUCAUCUACAGCUCAUUACUCAAAGUUUGCACCUGCUAUCAUGCAGGCUUUAAAGAUCAAAGAAAUCAGUCAGACUUCAUCAAGUCAGGUUUAUUUACUGAGUUCAUACAAUGCAUUACCUCCACCUCAUGAGGCUUUAUUAGAGAGAACAAAACAGCAAGAGAAGAUGGAGUGCCAGGUCUGUGCAGCUGAUGUGAAUGUCCUGAAGAGUCACGUGGAAAAACUAGCACAAAAUCACUUCAUAUAAAAGUUUUCUGAGUAAAAAAAAAAUGUUCUGGUGAUAAGCAUGCAAUAAUAGAUCACAAAAGUUGAUUUG
Molecule: messenger RNA, 2343 nt
Organism: Lipotes vexillifer (Yangtze River dolphin)
Lineage: Eukaryota; Metazoa; Chordata; Mammalia; Artiodactyla; Lipotidae
Gene: THNSL1
Product: threonine synthase like 1
Exons: 1
Coding region: 43-2274 (743 amino acids)
Cellular component (GO): cytoplasm
Source: RefSeq, a predicted model, not a curated record